Molecule: messenger RNA, 3861 nt
Organism: Aspergillus bombycis
Lineage: Eukaryota; Fungi; Ascomycota; Eurotiomycetes; Eurotiales; Aspergillaceae
Gene: chsA
Product: chitin synthase class I
Exons: 10
Coding region: 1-3861 (1286 amino acids)
Biological process (GO): transmembrane transport
Cellular component (GO): cell periphery; cell septum
Molecular function (GO): transmembrane transporter activity; chitin synthase activity
Source: RefSeq, a predicted model, not a curated record
AUGUCGUACAAUCGCCUGGAUGUUUCUUAUGGGCCACAGGAGCGUCUGCAUAUGCCUUCGAGUGAUUUGCUGGCCGAGCAACCAACGUAUUCCGUGGAGAGGUUGCCAAACUCUUACGGUCAUAACGAAGCCUACGAACAGCGCCACCCGCAGGCUUACCCCGGAUAUGAGUAUUCGGUGGAUCCCGAGGCCCAUCACGACGCCUACUAUACGCAACCUUACCAACCUACAGCCACGCCACAUGAUGAUUAUGACUUAGGACAAUACCCCGAACACCAGCACCAGCACCAGCACCAGCACUCUUAUAGUGAUGAUCGCAUUCCCAUGCUACAACAGGACAAUCCAUUCGGACCCGAUCCCUACAGCGAUGAAUACCAGGUGGAAGAACCAGCUGACGGCCACACCCCAAGCCCGGCACCCCUCCGACGAUGGAAAACGGUCAAGGAAGUGCAACUGUUCAAUGGCAAUCUCGUGUUGGAUUGUCCGAUCGCGCCCAAGCUUCUUAGCCAGGUUCCUCACGCGGAGCCUCCGGGCCGUGACGAGUUCACGCAUAUGCGCUAUUCCGCCGCAACAUGCGACCCCAACGACUUCUUUGAGGAGCGCUUCACGUUGCGCCAGAAACUGUUCGCUAAGCCUCGGCAUACCGAACUUUUCAUUGUGGUAACGAUGUAUAACGAGGAUGACUUUCUUUUCGCGCGGACGUUGAUUGGUGUAUUCAAAAACAUUGAGCAUAUGUGCUCGAGGACGCAUAGCAAGACAUGGGGCAAGGACGCAUGGAAGAAGAUCGUGGUUUGCGUGAUUAGCGAUGGUCGUGCCAAAAUCAACCCACGAACCCGUGCAGUGUUGGCUGCUAUCGGAGUCUACCAAGACGGCAUUGCCAAGCAACAAGUCAACGGCAAAGACGUGACAGCACACAUCUACGAAUAUACCACUCAGAUCGCUCUCGAGCUGAAGGGAACCCAAGUUCAAAUCAAAGGACGUUCUGCAGUUCCCGUGCAGAUGAUUUUCUGUCUGAAGGAAAAGAACCAGAAGAAAAUCAACUCCCACCGCUGGUUCUUCCAGGCAUUUGGACGAGUAUUGGACCCCAAUAUUUGCGUGCUUCUCGAUGCGGGAACGAAGCCCGGCAAGGACUCCAUCUAUCGUCUCUGGAAGGCAUUCGAUGUGGAGCCGAUGUGUGGAGGGGCUUGUGGUGAAAUCAAAGUCAUGUUGUCGCAUGGAAAGAAACUGCUCAAUCCCCUGGUUGCUGGUCAAAACUUCGAGUACAAACUGAGCAACAUCCUCGACAAGCCUAUGGAAUCCGCGUUUGGGUUCAUUAGUGUGCUUCCUGGUGCAUUUUCGGCGUACCGAUAUGUCGCAUUGCAAAAUGAUAAGAACGGCCAAGGUCCGUUGGAGCGGUAUUUCCUUGGUGAAAAGAUGCAUGGCGCGAAUGCCGGUAUUUUCACGGCGAAUAUGUACCUGGCUGAGGAUCGUAUUCUGUGUUUCGAAAUUGUCACCAAGCGGAAUUGUCGCUGGCUCCUGCAAUACGUGAAGUCGUCUACUGGCGAGACCGACGUUCCGGAUCGGAUGGCCGAGUUCAUUCUUCAGCGCCGUCGGUGGCUGAACGGCAGUUUCUUCGCCGCGGUGUAUGCGAUCGCCCAUUUCUAUCAGAUCUGGAGAAGCGACCAUUCGGCUAUUCGGAAAUUCAUGCUACUCGUCGAGUUUUUCUAUCAGACCAUCAACAUGCUGUUUGCUUGGUUUGGCAUUGGUAACUUCUUCUUGGUUUUCCACAUUCUCACGACAUAUCUCGGGCAGAAGGACCUCCUCGGUACCACUGGUCGAGUGCUUGGAGUGGUUUUUGAAUGGCUUUACCUGGCAACAUUGGUAACGUGCUUCGUCUUGGCCCUGGGUAAUCGGCCGGGCGGGUCCAACAAGUUCUACAUGACCAUGGUCUAUUUCUGGAUUGGGAUCAUGAUUUACCUGGCCUUUGCUUGCAUUUUCGUCACGGUGAAAUCGAUCCAAACGGAGGUGCAGCAGGAAGGCUUUACCUUCACGGAUCUAUUCACCAACUCCACGUUCUUCACGAUCAUUGUGUCCUUGGGCUCCACGUAUGUCAUGUGGUUUGUGGCAUCGAUUAUCUUCUUUGAUCCCUGGCAUAUGUUCACCAGUUUCAUCCAAUAUAUCUUGCUCACUCCGACGUAUAUCAACGUGUUGAAUAUCUACGCGUUUUGCAAUACUCACGAUAUCACAUGGGGUACAAAGGGUGACGACAAGGCGGAAAAGCUGCCCUCCGCGAACCUGAAGCCGGGCGGCAAGGUGGACGUCGACAUUCCGCAGGAUGAUGGCGAUCUGAACGCCCAAUACGACUCCGAGUUGGCCAAGUUUGCUGAGAAGCCACCCAAGGAAGUACAGGUCGUCUCGGAAGAAGAACGGCAGGCCGAUUACUACAAGGGAUUCCGAAGUGCGGUCGUGUUGGCCUGGGUGUUUUGCAACUUUGCUCUGGGGGCCGUCGUGCUCAGCGCAGCAGGCUUGGACCGCUUCGACGAGAACGAAAAGACCAAUGAAGGCUCGAACCAACGAUCCCAGAUCUACAUGGCAGUCGUCCUCUGGAGUGUUGCCGGAUUGUCUAUCUUCAAGUUUAUCGGAGCGCUGUGGUAUUUGGUUGUGCGAAUGGUAGGUGCAUCCUUCAUCAAUACGUCUGAUUCUUCACUGACGAUUGUUUGCAGUUCCGCGGUUGCCUCCAUGGCCGAUAAGAUUCUUCAUGACGCCAUCCAGGCAAAGGGUUGUGAGAUUCUCUUCAAAUCCCGACGCUGGAUGAAGCCCGGCCCUCAAGUGGGCCCUAACAUUAAAAGGUCACUCAAAGCAGUAUCAGUCACGGGCUUCUUCAUCUCAUGCACCUACUACUGUAAAUUCACCAUGCUUAUAUCCCAAAGUAAACCCGACCUGAACUAUUCCGAGCGGGAAUCGAAUAGUGACACGGAGACGUUAUGGAGUGCCGCGUCGGAGCAAAAGACUCGAAGAAAGAUUGACCUCUCAGUCCUCCCCCUGUUGCUGUUGGGGAUGACAGUAUUCCAACUGGACCGCAUGAACAUCGCCAGUGCCUUGACCGGCGGCUUCGGCAAGGAUAUCCACAUCGACCAGAGCACCGUCAAUUUAGGAAACCAACUGAUGUUUCUGGGCAUUAUUGUGCUGGAGAUUCCGUCCAAUCUCCUACUGCAGAAACUCGGCCCCGACAAAUGGAUCCCCGCGCAGGUCCUCGCAUUCGGGACCAUCGCAACCUUCCAAAUCUUCCUGCGCAAUCGAACCGGCUUCCUAGUCGUGCGGAGUCUGCUCGGGCUCGCCGAAGCAGGCUACAUCCCGGCCUCCCUAUACACGCUAUCGACAUGGUAUGCCAAAGGCGAGCUGGCGAAACGAGUCGGCAUCUUCUUCUUCGGGAUGUUCGGCGGAAACGCCAUCUCGCCUCUGAUCGGGGCGGCGAUAUUGAAACUCGACGGGAAACAUGGCCUGAAAGGUUGGCAAUGGAUCUUCCUGAUCGAGGGCAUCUUCACCAUAACCACCGCAAUUCUCAUCCUGCUACUCCUCCCCCAAAGCCCCUCAAACCCAAGCCCGUAUCUCCUGAACCGUGGCGUGAUCGCCUUCUCCCCCGAAGACAGAGACGUCCUCCUCGCUCGCAGAUCCCGAAGAGAAGAAGGAGAAGGAGAAAGAGAAAGCAAAAGAGAAAGCGAAGACACCUCCAACCCGCACCCAGCAUCUCACAUCAAAAAGGCCCUCCUCAACUACCGCCGCUGGCCCCAUUUCCUCCUCGCCCCCUGCGUCUUCUCAACCUGGAGUCCGCUAACAACCUACACGCCCACGAUCAUGAUGUACGUUCCUCCCAUCAUAUAA